Molecule: messenger RNA, 2567 nt
Organism: Xiphias gladius (swordfish)
Lineage: Eukaryota; Metazoa; Chordata; Actinopteri; Istiophoriformes; Xiphiidae
Exons: 11
Coding region: 148-2166 (672 amino acids)
Source: RefSeq, a predicted model, not a curated record
ACGUAUUUUGCGAGUCAAGGUAUAAGGUUUUAAUUGGAGGGUAAUUUCAUUUUUGUGCGCUUAGGUUAUUUCAUUUUUCAUUUCAUUUUAAUAAACUUUCGGUAUCGAACUUCUGGAGCUGACUCCUAGUCUGUCCCGACCAGAACAAUGAAACACAGUCCAACCCUGCUGCUGCUGCUGCUUCUCCUGGGGUCGUGCUCGGCUUACACCUAUCAAAAUGUGGCUUUGCGUGGCAAAGCAACCCAAUCAUUCCGCUACGAGGGAUCGUGGGAUGCUUUUGGGGCGGCCUACAAUGCCAUCGACGGAAACCGUGAAUCCAAUUUCGCGGCUGGUUCGUGCUCCCACACUAUAUCACAGACCAACCCCUGGUGGAGAGUGGACCUGCUGGAGCCCUACAUCGUCACCUCCAUCACCGUCACAAACAGAGGAGACUGCUGCCCGGAAAGGAUCAACGGAGCCGAGAUUCACGUCGGCAACUCUUUGCAAAGCAAUGGUGCCAUAAACCCAGUGGCUGGUGUAAUUCCUCAGAUCCCAGCGGGCAGGUCUUUAACGAUGACCUUUACAAGACGUGUGGAGGGACGUUAUGUGACUGUGGUUCUACCUGGUUUAGGAAGGUCCCUUACACUCUGCGAAGUGGAGGUCUACGGUUACCGAGCCCCGACUGGAGAGAACCUGGCACUCCAAGGAAAAGCUUCACAGUCGUCACUGUAUUCUAAUGGCAUCGCGUAUAACGCCAUAGAUGGGAAUCGUGCCAGCGACUGGAGCCAUGGCUCUUGCGCCCACACAAACAACAACUUCCAGCCCUGGUGGCGACUGGACCUGGGCAAAACACACAAAGUUUUCUCUGUGGUUAUAACCAACAGAGAUGCUGUCCCGCAGCGACUCAACGGUGCCGAGAUCCGCAUUGGAGAUUCUCUUGAAAACAAUGGCAACAACAAUCCCAGGUGUGCCGUUAUCCAGCAAAUCCCUGCAGGUUUCUCCCAAAAUUUCCAUUGCAACGGGCUGGACGGUCGCUACAUCAACAUCGUCAUUCCUGGAAGAGAAGAGUACCUGACCCUGUGUGAGGUGGAGGUGUAUGGCUCCAGAAGAGGCGAGGAAAGAGAUGCAUAUAAAGGCCCCAGAAACGGCUUUGUUUUUAGGGGGGUUCCAGGAGUCCUUUUAGCUUUUUCGUCGAAUCAUCCGGCUCCAGGCGGAAAAGUGCUCGCUCUGUUCGGGGAUCCAGCCAUAAUGGUGCAUCUCAACGUUUUCCUCCUCCUGCUGCUCCUCCUGGGGACGUGCUCGGCUUCCACUUACCAAAACGUGGCCCUGCGCGGAAAAGCGACCCAGUCAGACCGCUACGAGCACAUGUUUGGAUCCGCCUACAGCGCCAUCGAUGGGAACCGCGAAUCUUUAUUCGCGGCCGGGUCAUGCACCCACACCGACGAACAGACCAACCCCUGGUGGAGGGUGGACCUGCUGGAGUCCUACAUCGUCACCUCCGUCACCGUCACAAACAGAGGGGACUGCUGUGAACACAGAAUCAACGGGCUGCAGAUCCAUAUAGGAAAAUCUCUACAAGACGAUGGUUUAGCAAACCCAAUGGUUGGCACAAUUUCUGUAAUUGCUAGAGGCAAAUCGUUCACUGUCGAGUUCCCCGAUUUUGUGGAGGGGCGUUACGUGACCUUGGUUCUGCCAGGUUCCCAGAGGAUCCUUACACUCUGCGAAGUGGAGGUCUACGGCUACCGUGCCCCAACUGGAGAGAACCUGGCACUCCAAGGAAAAGCUUCACAGUCGUCACUGUAUUCUAAUGGCAUCGCGUAUAACGCCAUAGAUGGGAAUCGUGCCAGCGACUGGAGCCUGGGCUCUUGCACCCACACAAUUAACAACAUCGAGCCCUGGUGGCGACUGGACCUGGGCAAAACCCACAAAGUGUUCUCUGUGGUUAUAACCAACCGAGAUACCGAUCCGCAACGGCUCAACGGAGCCGAGAUCCGCAUUGGAGAUUCUCUUGAAAACAAUGGCAACAACAAUACCAGGUGUGCUGUGAUCACGAGCAUCCCCGCGGGUGCCGUUGCUGAAUUCCAGUGUAAAGGGAUGGACGGCCGCUUCGUUAACGUAGUCAUCCCCGACAGGGAGGAGUUCUUGAGUCUCUGCGAGGUGGAGGUGUACGGCUCUAGGCUGGAUUAGGUCUGAAGAAGUUCAAAACGCUUGACUCCGAAUCACAGCUUAAGCUUCAAUAGUGUCAGAAAAGGAUUAAAAAUAAAUAAAUAAAAACGUGUAAAGCAACAAGUGGCAAACUUUGUGUCUGAAAUCACUUCCUCACGAACUCUAUCAUCAUCGCCUGGUAUGAAAGCGACGGCAUUGCAGGAUUUUUAAAUGUUAUAAAAUUUUGAAACGGUAAAUAUAGUAGAGGAUAAGGAGCAUUUUAGGACACAGCACAUGUCUCUGCCCACAGUUGACUCAAGUCAAAUAUUGAGAAAUUCUGGUUUGUGACAUCUGGGUGUAACCGUGGCUUCAGCCUCUCUACAAUAUGUCUGGUACCGUGUAAGUCAUCAAUGCUGAAAUACAAUUAAAAUCCUUUAAACAGC